Molecule: messenger RNA, 3909 nt
Organism: Rotaria sp. Silwood2
Lineage: Eukaryota; Metazoa; Rotifera; Eurotatoria; Philodinida; Philodinidae
Source: the annotation of a GenBank genome assembly
AUGGAUAUAAUGAAUUCAAUAUGUUUAACACCAGAACAAUUAGAAACUGGUUUAGUUAAUGGUACAAUUGAUAAAUUAGAACUCGAAAAGCUUUUAACAAAUAAUAUUCAUGAAAAUGAAAAUACUGACACAUUAGUACAGUUUUUUCAACAAUAUAUUCCUGGUAAUCGGUCAAUGGAUGAAUUCAUUGAAAAAAUUCGUCAAUAUAAUAGUGCACAAAUAUGUGGUCUAGUUUGGAAUGCAAAUGUUAUUGCAUAUCGAUGUAAAACAUGUUCGAUAUCACCAUGUAUGAGUAUAUGUUCUCAAUGUUUUCAAAAUGGAAAUCAUGAAGGACAUAAUUAUAAUAUGUUUAAAAGUCAAGCCGGUGGUGCAUGUGAUUGUGGAGAUUCAAGUGUUAUGCAUGAAUUCGGAUUCUGUCGUUUUCAUGGUGAAAAUCGACCCAAAACAUCAAUGGUACCACGUGAAUUAAUAUGUUGUGCAGAAUUACUUAUUCCACAUUUAUUGAGAGCUUUUAUACGUGCUCUACGUAUGAGUAAUGUUAGCGGUGAUAUAGUAACAGAACAAAAAUUACUUGAAAUACUUAACCAAUUAUCAAAUGGUGGUUCAGCUAUACAAGUAUACAUGACAAAUACAUUAACUGAUAUACGUCUUUAUGAAGAAUUCAUUACUGAUCCAUCGAUGAUUAGACUUUAUCAUUAUGAAUAUUUAAUUGCUGAAUGUUCAACAUUACCAGUGACAUUUUUUGUUGAAUCAUUAAUGAAUGAUUCAGCAUCAAAUAGUUUAUUACCAUUUGAUACAAGUUUACGUACAAUGCUUGAUGAAAUAAUGAUGUGGUGUGUUACAGCAAAUUUACCAGAAGACCUUGUACGAUUUUUACUUAGUUUAUUACCUGAUUUUAAUUUCAAACUGUUAUUCACAGAAACAUUUUUACGUUUCUACGGUGUUAUAGCACAAUCACUUAUUGAUGAAUCACUUUCAGACUCAAGUGAAAUACCAUCACGCCUCGUUCAUAUUAGUGUACAAUUAUUUUCCUCAAAUAUUAUUGCUGAAUAUGCUAUGAAAAAAUGUCAUUUAAUUGAAGUUAUACUUUCAUGUAUAUGGCGUAUGUUUGUACCAUCAAUAGAUCAAGAUAAACAAGAUGAUGAUGUUGAUGAUGAUGAAAAUAUACUUAAAGUACAUCCAUUAGCAUUGAUAAGCGAGUCAAAUGUUGGUAUGGUAUUAGAUGUUGAACAUCGUUUAAUAGUAAAAAAUGUUUAUUGGCCAUUAUUAAGUGAUUUUGUUAAUAUAUUAUCUCAAGAAAAAAUUGCUUUCACAAUAAUGGAAAAUCAGAAAUAUUUUAAUCUAUGGUUACGUUUUCUUACAUUAUUUCAAGGUAUGAAUGUUAAUGAACGUAUAUUAACUCAGCAUGUUGAAUAUGAACCACAAGCAUAUAUGUAUGCAUUUACAAUUGAACUUGAAAUAAGUGCUGCAGCUAUGUGGUGUUUUGUUGGUCAUCUUAAACCAAAUUAUUCAUCGGAAAAAUUAAUUUAUGUUAUCAAACAAAUUAUUGAUAGUAUUAAUGAUUGGAUGCAGUCGUUAAAUUUUGAUUACAAUCGUAUGGAUGAUUGGAAGUUAACAUUUCAUUUACCAUUACAUCGUUAUUUAUCUGUAUUUGCUUAUAAUGCUAUAUAUCAAUAUAAUAUUGAUGCAUCAUUAUUUUUACCUGCUAAUGAUUUAAAUAGCCUUCUAAAUUUAAUGUUUUAUCCAUUGAGAACGAUUUGUGGAUAUUAUGAAGUUCUAUCGAAUAUUUGGCUGCGAAAUGGACAGCAAGUAACAAUUCAAGCUAAAACUUAUGCAAAAAGUGCUUUUUCAUCAUCAAUGCAUGAUGCAGAUUUAUUUCUUUUACAAUUACUCUCAUGUUAUAUUGAACCAAAUGUAUUCAUGGAAAACUUACUUACAAGAUUUCAUGUUUUUUCAUGGUUAUUUCAUUCAGCAACUAAAUCAAGUUUAGAUUCAACACAACGAAUAGCAAUGUUAGAAAGUGCUUUAAUAACAUUAUGUGCAAUUGUUGGUUUUCAACCAAAUAUUGCUGCUCGAGAAACGAAACAAAUUCGAGCUGAAAUUAUAACAACAUUAGCUAUUGCUGAUCGAUUGUAUAGUGAAGUGGAAGAAAAUGUUCCUGAUCCAUCACCAUUGAGUGCUAAUAGAAAAGAAAUUGAAAUUAUUCUUGAACAAGUAUCGGAUUUUCAAACACCUUCUGUUGAAUUAAUGGGUCAUUUACAACAAGGCAAAUAUACAAUUAAAGGUGCAUUAUUCAAAACUGAAUACGAUCCUUUACAUGUAAUAAUGCGUUGUACAAAGCGUGCAAAUUUUCAAAAUUCUCUUGAACGUUUUACAAACUAUGUUAAACAUGAAGGUUUAUUUAAAUCAGAUUAUCCUAUUUGGCCACCAUUUCGUAUACCAACCUAUUACCAUUCACAAAUGUCAAAUGUUCAAAAUAUAUUACGAUCAGGUGUAUUACAUCAUUUUCUAUUUUUAUGUUUAAAUGCUUAUUUAAAUGACAAAUCUAUUACGGAAAAUAUUCUAUAUUUUACAGUAUAUCUUCUAGAACUAUCACUUCUUAACGGUGAAGAUAUUUCACCAAUGGCAGUUGAUGAAAAUUCAGAGGAGAUCGUUGCAUUUAAAACAAACAAUAUUUUUACAAAUAUUCGUACUCGUGUCUUCAUAUCACAUAAUCCAUUAAAAAAUGAAUCUGAAACUGAAAGUAUUAUUACACUUCUAUUAAAAAUUCUUCAUAAACAACGUUCACAGGAUUUUGUUGAUUUAAUAAACAAUAUCUCUCUUCAACAAAAACCAGAUAAACCGAAGAAUAUGUCACGUAUUGGUGAUAGUUAUUAUUUUAUUUCAAAUAUAUUUUCUUUAUCAUCACAAAUGAAUGAACAAUGUCGUAUAGCAAUUAAACAAGAAAUUGAAAAACUUAAAGCUCAAUAUCAACAACAACAGCCUGCCAUUCCAAAAUCAUCUGAAUUAACAGCUGAACAAAAACGACAACGAGCAAAAAAUCGUCAACUAAAAUUACUUGCUGAAAUAGCAGAAUCACAAAAGAAAUUUAUAAGUCAACAAAACCCAGAUGAGACUUCAAUGUCUGUUGGUACCUCACCAUCGUUAUAUAAUGAACAUUUGUCAAUUGAACAAACAAUAAAUACAGCAGCAGCAGCAGCUUCAAACAUAUCAACUCAUAUAGAAAAUGCAGUUGAUUAUGAAUGUUGUGUUUGUCGCAUAACCAAAAGUGAUAGUCAAUCACCAAUAGGUCUUAUUGGAACAUCAUGUUUAUCACUUUUACCUAGCCUUGAAUUUGCUCAAUUAGAUGAAUAUGAACAAAACAUAUUAUCAUACAAUUCAAAUAAAAUUACUCUUGAAACAUAUUUACAUAUAACUAAACAAAGUUUAACACAAAUUAGCGGACAUCCAUAUAUUGCAAAUUAUUGUCAAAAUGAUCAUCAUCUUCAUUCAUUACUGAUUCAAUCAUGUGGCCAUUCAAUUCAUGUUGAUUGUCUUUCAUCCUAUCUUAAAGCAUUACAUCCGAAUCAAGAAGCUGCAGAAGUAUCUGUUACUAAUCUUCUUCCAUUUAAUACAAAUUUUCGUUGUCCACUUUGUCGCCAAACAGCUAAUGCGUUAAUUCCAUUAUUUGAUUAUAAUGAUUAUUCAAAUAUAGAAGAUAAUAAGCAAAAUUUAACACCAAUCGAACGACUUCAUCAAUCAAUGUUAAAUCCAUUGCGUCCAAAAUUAAAACGAAGUUCUGAUGAAAGUUGUUUACUUGCAUUUCUAUCAGGUCUUGCAGCUAAAUGUGUAUCAACCGAACAAUUAUCUGCAGAUAUCCCAAUGAUAUUACNAUACAUCAAAAUGACUAAUCAUCAACGACGUGUAUGA